GAGAAGUUUUCAGGAAUGUUUGCGUCAGUCUUUAGGGGCUGGACGAGCAGAAACAGCAUAAAAACAGACAGAGCGAGACACAGCGCCACAUCAGAGCUGCACCUGCAGGACCAGGACCUUAAGAAAAGCAUCAGCUGCCCCGGACCUCCAGGACCAGGACCUAAACAGAAGCAUCAGCUGCCCCGGACCUCCUCCAGACGAGUCAUGAAGCUGCUCCUCCUGCUGGCAGUUGCUGCCAGCCAGAUGGAGCUCUCUGCCUCUCAGACUGUCACUCUGAAUGCUCCUGGUGGAAACAUCAACAUCAGCACCAUGCCCAUCACUUUCUAUGGAAAAACAUACACAUGGGUACACGUCAAGAUGGGCAAUAAGGAUGAAGUUUGUUUAAAAAAUGACCCAUCUGAGGACGACAUUGACUGUGUGGUGACCAGCGACGGGGUGGCUUCAGACAGAGUGAUCUACAGAAUAGUAAAGACACCAGUUACCCCUCACUCUUCUCUUGUUAACAUCAAAACCCAGGGACAGGGUUACUUUUAUCUCGAGUUCUAUAAUGGUUCUACAUGGAAUAUGUAUUGGGAAUUCAUCAAUUAUGGGUUGCAAGCUGCUUGCAGGACAUAUCAUCUUGCUCGCCGUCCGUUUUCUGCUAGUUUAAACAUUUCUACAACAGUCGGUGGCACAGUGAUGGAUACCUGGGAGCCUCCUGCAGGAACUCAUACUUAUCGAGACCUGAGUGGAUGCAGAGGCUCAGGUGGCGCUGUAAUGCCGGGUUCAGAGAUGCCCAACUUAGGGCCCAGCGCAGAGCCCUGCUCUGUUGAACUCUGUUCUCUGUCUGCAGUCCUCUCUACUGUCACUGCAUGUGGGCCCGAGGAGGUUUGCCAAGCGGACAACACGUGCGCUGAGGUUCCUAAGGCUCCGGUGGUGUGCACGGUGACGGGCUCCACGGUGAUCGGUUUCCACGGAGCAGUGCACUCUGUCCAGGAUCGCUGUGCCUACAGUCUGAUGGAGCCUGAAGGCAGCGCCAGCUUCAACCUCAUGGCCGCUUUCAGGGAGCGCCGGCGUACAGAUGUUCCUCUUCUGGACCACCUGAUCCUGUCGCUGCCAGGUGUGACCAUGUAUCUGGAGCAAGGAGGAAGAGUUCGGGUUGGUGGUGAAGCCCUGGUGCUCAGCAGCACAGCUCAGCUGAUGCACGGCGUGGAGCUCUCCAAGGACCAGACUGGAGUCACUGCUAAGUUCCCGUCCUCCAACAUGACUCUCUUCUUUGAUGGCAACAGCGCACAUGUGACAGGACUUCCUGAAGCUGUAGAGGGUUUGUGUGGCAGCCCCUCCAACUCCAGCUGGACCACCACCCCGACUGCAGAGAAGUCCUCUAUCAGCCUCCCUGGCUGUGAGAUUCAAUACCAGGACUCAGUCGACAGCGCCAUCAACUGCAACCGCUCCACCGACCACUGUAAUCUCAUGAGGCAGCCUCCCUUCUCCGCCUGUCACGAGCACACCGACCCAGAGCCGUACAUCAGCGCCUGCACACACACUCUGUGCAGAUACCCGUCAGUGGAUGGGGUCGACUGCCACUUUUUGGAGGCUUACGCCAAGACCUGCAGCCUGGAAGCCAACGUGACCCUGGAGGACUGGAGGUCAACUUCUGGCUGCUCCCCCCCCCCUCUCUGUCAGCAGCCCUGCAGUAAUCAUGAGUUCUGUGGAGCAGAGAUCUGGUCGUCGUCUCGCUGCUUCUGUCGGGCUGGGUUCUCCUCCAAGUACAGAGCCACCAAGUCUUUAGGCGAGCCGCCGGUCUGCAGGCAGGGCUCGGCCACUGUGACUCUGGCUGGAUGUCUGCUGGCUGACAAAGGCAUCGACUUCUCCACCUUACACCUGAAAGACCCCAGCUGCAAGGGCCACAUGGACCCCCAAAGCCACCUGGUGACCUUCAGCUUCGACAGCAGCAACACCUGCGGGACGGAGGUCAUGAAGAACGGCAGCCAGACCGUCUACGAGAACUCCAUCGUGUCGAGCAACCGCUCAUCGGGCGGCGUCAUCACGCGCCAAGACCAACUCAAGAUCGACUUCUCCUGCUUUUACAAACAGCCGGAGGUCAAGAGUGUGUCCUUCACUAUCAGAGACAGCUCUGUGGUGCAGCACAUCGUAUCUGGAGAGUGGAACUACACUCUGACGAUGAAAGCCUUCAGUGACGCCGGCCUCCUGCAGAAUGUUGGGCCGAAAACAGAGAUCAAGCUGAACCAGAAGGUCUGGCUGCAGCUGGAGGCGGGGGGGCUGGACGCCAACAGGGUCGCCAUGGUGACAGACUCCUGCUGGGCAACCAAUCAGGCGUCACCUGAUGAUUCGCUACGAUACGACCUCAUCAUCAACGGAUGUCCGAACCCUGCUGAUGAUACGGUGCAGAUGCAGGGAAACGGACAGGGAACGUCCAGCGUUUUCUCCUUCAACAUGUUCGAGUUCUCUGGAGGAAGCAGUGAAAUCUACCUGCACUGCAAACUGGAGCUGUGCCCCACACAGGGCCAGGCCUGCACUCCGAGCUGUGGGGGGGCAGCUCGCAGGAGGCGCAGAUCUGCUAAAUACGCUGAUGGGAACGCGGCCCUCAUCACUAUGGGAUGGAGAAACUGAAGAGCUUUGCAUGCUGAUUCCUGACGGUGGAAAUGAAGGUCUUGUUGCUGUGAAACUGAGCCGGCACAUUAUCUGAGAUUAUUCCUGAGGACUCCAGUUAUUCUGAGUUUUAACUUCUUUAUGAUGUGGGGGAAAUAAUCAAAAGGGGUUAUUUUACUAUGUGCACUAGUAUAUAUA
Molecule: messenger RNA, 2790 nt
Organism: Trematomus bernacchii (emerald rockcod)
Lineage: Eukaryota; Metazoa; Chordata; Actinopteri; Perciformes; Nototheniidae
Product: alpha-tectorin-like
Exons: 19
Coding region: 16-2613 (865 amino acids)
Source: RefSeq, a predicted model, not a curated record